AUGGCCAUCUCUGCGCGAUACACCAGGUACCUGGUGUUGGCCGUUGUGGGUUUGACCUUUUUCUACUUUGUCACUCGAUCAUCCUUCCAGCUACCGAGCGCUGCUUCUCUCCCCAAGCCCAAACCCACCUACGAGGACUUCAAAUCACAGAAACCACACAACACGGGGAUCAACAGCACCGAGCGGGUCAACGCAACCUUUGUGACCCUCGCUCGCAACCCCGACAUUUGGGAGAUUGCCAAGUCGAUUCGAACGGUGGAAGAUCGGUUCAAUCGCAACUUCAACUAUGACUGGGUCUUCCUGAAUGACCAAGAUUUCGACGAAGACUUCAAGAAGCUGACGACGUCUCUGGCAUCCGGCACGACUCACUACGGCCGCAUUCCCAAGGAGCACUGGUCCUACCCGGAAUGGAUUGACCAAAAUAAGGCCCGCGAAGUGCGGGAGGAUAUGGGUCGUCGAAAGAUCAUCUACGGCGACUCGGAGAGCUACCGUCACAUGUGCCGCUAUGAGUCAGGCUUCUUCUUCCGUCACCCGCUCAUGAUGAACUACGAGUACUACUGGCGCGUGGAGCCCAGCGUGGAGCUCUUUUGCGAUGUUCCUCGAGACCCUUUCUUGUUCAUGAAGCAGAAUAACAAGAAAUACAGCUUUGUGAUCAGCUUGCUCGAAUAUAUCGACACUAUUCCGACCCUGUGGGACAGCGCGAAGAAGUUCCUGAAGGAACACCCCGAACACAUUGCCGACAACAAUGCGAUGGACUUUGUCAGUGAGGAUGGCGGUGAGACGUACAACAAAUGCCACUUCUGGUCGAAUUUUGAGAUCGGCAGCCUCGAGUGGUUGCGAUCCCAGGCAUACAUCGACUACUUCACUUCCCUGGACCAUGAUGGUGGUUUCUUCUACGAGCGAUGGGGUGAUGCGCCCGUGCACUCCAUCGCCGCGGCGACCAUGCUCAAGAGAGAUGAGAUCCACUUCUUCGACGAGAUUGCGUACUAUCACAAUCCCUUCACCCACUGCCCCAGUUCUGAGCAGACGCGGCUGGAUCUGCGCUGCCACUGCAAGCCCCACGACAACUUUGACUGGAAGGACUAUUCUUGUAUGAUGGUCGUGCUCGGCAGUGAAAGGAUACGUAGCCGGGCCAUCGAGGGGCUGCGAACGGUGAUCGAGUUGGUUCCGAGUGUUGUGAAGUUGUGCCGCCGCACGUUACGACGAGAAGCCGCGAUUGAAAAGAAACGAGAGUAUUAA
Molecule: messenger RNA, 1239 nt
Organism: Penicillium oxalicum
Lineage: Eukaryota; Fungi; Ascomycota; Eurotiomycetes; Eurotiales; Aspergillaceae
Product: glycosyltransferase family 15 protein
Exons: 4
Coding region: 1-1239 (412 amino acids)
Biological process (GO): protein O-linked glycosylation; cell wall mannoprotein biosynthetic process; protein N-linked glycosylation
Cellular component (GO): membrane; Golgi apparatus
Molecular function (GO): alpha-1,2-mannosyltransferase activity
Source: RefSeq, a predicted model, not a curated record